Molecule: messenger RNA, 972 nt
Organism: Rhodamnia argentea
Lineage: Eukaryota; Viridiplantae; Streptophyta; Magnoliopsida; Myrtales; Myrtaceae
Exons: 3
Coding region: 245-652 (135 amino acids)
Source: RefSeq, a predicted model, not a curated record
UUCAGAUCAUGUGCAGCUUCGAUGUUUCAAAUAUUGUUGGAGAUCAGACAAUUUUGGUCCAAAUGACUGGAAUCAUUUGCAGUUAAUCAUUAAAGGAUCAGGUCGUGCUAUUGUUAAAAAGUGUGGAUUCCAAUUAAUAUUCAAGCCGUUAGAGAAUGAUUUGGAUGUUUUCCUUCAACAUAAUCCAUGGCUGGAUCGAGCUUUACUCUACAUAGUUCGACACGAAGAUUGUCCAACGAGCACAAUGGAAGAAAGUUCAAAUGCAACAGAAGAUUUACUAGAUAGUGAAACUAGCACAGAGGAAAAUAGUUCGAGUAAUUUAGUACGCAAAGGGUCGAACAUGGCUGACUUCUCACUUCAGCGGUGGUGGGUGGAGCAUGAAGAUAAUCAAAUAAACAUCGAAGGCAAUAGUUCAAAUGAAAGAGAAGGUGUACAAGAUUGUCAAACGAGCACAGAGGAAGAUAGUUCAAUCAAAUUAGUCCACAAAGGAUUGAACAUGGCAGACUUCUCCAUUGAGAAGCAUCGAUAUUCCGUAAUUUCUCUUGAUUACCGAAAUGUUCGCCCUGAGGAGAGAUGCCAGAGGAGUUUGUUCCUAUUGAAGACGAUACCAUACGUUUCAUGGCUCCACAAGACUUGUAUGACAAGUUCCUAGGAUUGGUUCUUUGUGUGGUUUUCAGUGUAGAAGAUGGAGAAAACGAAAUAUCUUUCGACAUUCUGCCCCAUGUUAAUGGCCAAAGACGGAGUGUGCUAUCGGGAACUCUAGGUUCAUUUGAUUCGGAUCAUAUGUGGAUUCAGUAGCUCAAACCAAAUGUGCUAUGGGGAUUGUUUGAGGGAGCAGUUGAUUUUCGUCAAUUUGACGAGAUAGAUUUACGAUUUAGCCUUAAACUUAAAGAAUCGGGCGGAAUUGUGAAAAAGUUGGGAUAUGUGAUAAGAUGCAGGGAAUUAGAGGAUGAUUUGAAGGUUGUGCUUGAA